Papaver somniferum (opium poppy) is the source of this 1191-nucleotide messenger RNA. RefSeq lists its product as uncharacterized. The record is from RefSeq and is a predicted model, not a curated record. Bases 1 to 1191 code for a protein of 396 amino acids. The transcript has 5 exons. NCBI's taxonomy places the organism in Eukaryota, Viridiplantae, Streptophyta, Magnoliopsida, Ranunculales, Papaveraceae.
AUGGGAAGAUCAUUUGGUAGGCCAAUUCGUGUUGAUGAGACUAUAUUGAAAAAGCAAGCUGGUUUUUAUGCAAAUAUCUUGGUGGAAAUUGAUUUGGCUAAAGUAAUUCCUAAUAAGGUGGGGAUGGAAUCAAAGUAUGGAAAAUUUGAGCAGGAAAUUCGUUUUUCCAACUUACCAAAGUUUUGCAAUCAUUGUCAGGGGCAAAACCAAAAUUCAGUGGGAUUUGAUAUAUGCUUUCCUUCUAAUUCAAAUGCUGGAACAAGUGGACAUAAGGAGGGAGCAAUAACAGACUUAAUUCCAAUUUGUCAGAAUGAUACUUCUAAUAUUAAGUCCACUGGAUCAUACUUUUCUAAAGCUGUGGCCAAACCAAUUAAGGGUAAAAAAGUUGUUCCAAAUGUAACUACUAGAAAGCAGGCAAAUAAUUCAGUAAAAUUUAAGCCAAACGUGAGAGCUUUUAGUAGUAUUUUGAAACAAUUAAGGUUAACUGGUAUAAGUAGAAUGGUUAUUCAUAAUUCUUAUGGAAAACUAAAGGGAAAUAUCUGGGUUUUUUGGAAUUCUUCUUUAUCUAUUCCUUCUAUAAUUUCUUCUACAAGACAAGCUUUAACAACUCAAGUAGCGGAAGCAGUGGUAACUGGAGUCCAUGCAGCAUGUUUAACUAUUGACAGAAGAGAACUAUGGAGCCCACUUAGAAUAACAAUGCAAGAAUUUAGAGACUGUAUAGAAUCUUGUAACUCGAUGCAAGCUCCUAGGUCAGGAAUCAAAUAUUUAUGGUGCAAUAACAAGGUGGGAAGAAAAAGGAUACUAUGUGAUUUAGAUAAAGCAUUUUAUAAUGUUAAAUGGCUGGAGCAAUAUGAAGGUUGGAACUAUAAAGUGGGUGUCAGAGGAACUUCAGAUCAUGGAGCUUUAAUGGGAGGUGUAACAAAUAUUACAAGACCAUCAAAUAUACCAUUUAGGUAUCAAGCUGUGUGGACAACUCAUCCAGAUUUUAUCAAGGUAAUACAAGAUUCAUGGAAUGGAGAAGUUUUUGGGAAUCCAACUUUCUGUUUUAUUAGUAAAUUGAAAAGGCUCAAGAACUGGAUAUGGAAUUGGGAAGUGUUUGGGGAUCUAAGUGAAAAAGUUAAAUCUACCGAAGAUAAUGUCAUGGAUGCUUCUUUAGAAUCUGAUGCAGAUCCUGAAAACAUGAGUUGUUAA